AUGCGGUCGCUGCUAGUCUUGUUCUUGUUCUUCGUCGCCUGCCUGGCCAUCAGCAAGAGAUCCACAGAUGAAUGCAGUGCGAAAUGUGUUGGUGGUCGGAUGACGAUGACCUGCUGUGAAUGCAUUGGAUGCCAUCAAGGAAUGAGAUUCGGCAAGCGCGCGGAAGCACCCAUGUUCUACGAUAUGCCCCAGGAACCAGUCAUCCAACUCUACGAAAUCGACGACAACUCAUACAUGCUGCCAAUCGUGCGACAACAGCGCUCGCCCCGUUACAUAUUCUAU
Molecule: messenger RNA, 282 nt
Organism: Mesorhabditis spiculigera
Lineage: Eukaryota; Metazoa; Nematoda; Chromadorea; Rhabditida; Rhabditidae
Source: the annotation of a GenBank genome assembly